This is a messenger RNA of Dioszegia hungarica, 1026 nucleotides long. Its product is annotated as glyceraldehyde-3-phosphate dehydrogenase. Lineage: Eukaryota; Fungi; Basidiomycota; Tremellomycetes; Tremellales; Bulleribasidiaceae. Gene Ontology annotation, molecular function: oxidoreductase activity, acting on the aldehyde or oxo group of donors, NAD or NADP as acceptor; NADP binding; NAD binding. The record is from RefSeq and is a predicted model, not a curated record. The coding region runs from base 1 to 1026 and encodes 341 amino acids. The transcript is spliced from 11 exons. Gene Ontology annotation, biological process: glucose metabolic process.
AUGGCUGUCAAAGUAGGAAUCAACGGUUUCGGCCGUAUCGGUCGUAUCGUUAUGCGUAACGCCAUUGAGCACGGUGACAUUGAGGUCGUUGCUGUCAACGACCCGUUCAUUGACCUCGAGUACAUGGUUUACAUGUUCAAGUACGACUCUACCCACGGCCGCUUCAAGGGCGACGUGUCCACCAAGGACGGCAAGCUCUACGUCAACGGCAAGGCCAUCACCGUGUUCGGCGAGCGUGACGCUUCCAACAUCAAGUGGGGAGAGGCCGGCGCCGAGUACAUUGUCGAGUCGACCGGUGUCUUCACCACCAUCGACGCUGCCAGCGCCCACUUGAAGGGUGGUGCCAAGAAGGUCAUCAUCUCGGCUCCUUCCGCCGAUGCCCCCAUGUUCGUCUGCGGUGUCAACCUUGACGCCUACAAGCCCGAGUACAAGGUCAUCUCGAACGCCUCGUGCACCACCAACUGCUUGGCUCCCCUCGCCAAGGUCAUCCACGACAAUUUCACCAUCAUUGAGGGUCUCAUGACCACCGUCCACGCCACCACCGCCACCCAGAAGACCGUUGACGGUCCUUCCAACAAGGACUGGCGUGGAGGCCGAACUGCCUCGGCCAACAUCAUCCCCUCGUCGACCGGUGCCGCCAAGGCCGUCGGCAAGGUCAUCCCCGCCCUCAACGGCAAGCUUACCGGCAUGUCGUUCCGUGUCCCCACCGCCGACGUUUCGGUUGUCGACCUUGUCUGCCGCAUCGAGAAGGGUGCUUCCUACGAGGAGAUCAAGGCGGUCAUGAAGAAGGCCUCCGAGAGCCCCGAGCUCAAGGGUAUCCUCGGCUACACUGAGGAUGAGGUUGUCUCGACCGACUUUGUCGGCUCCACCGAGUCGUCCGUCUUCGACGCCAAGGCCGGUAUCUCGCUCAACAACAACUUCGUCAAGCUCAUCAGCUGGUACGACAACGAGUUCGGGUACUCUCGCCGUGUCUGCGACUUGGUCGCUUACGUCGCUGGCGUUGACGCCAAGGCCGCUUCCGCUUAA